AUUAAAAUAAAAUAAAAAAUAAUAGAUUGAUAACACCGAUUUUUACAGUUGAUGUUGGAGUAACUUCAAACUGGAUAAUGAGUACUAAAUAUACAUAAAAUUUUGCAGGAUCUAAUAUUCCAAAAACAGUAUAAUAAGCUUAAAUUAAACCAUAAUAACAUAAUAUAGAUUAUUCCAUACCUGCAACUGACAAAACACCAUACAUCCCUUUAAGAUAAACAGUUGAUUUAAAUUAUCCAAAUUAAGUGAAAGCUCCUCAAUAAUUAUAACCUACUUUAAUAGAAUCUUCAAAUACCAUAAUUACACAAUUAUCAAUUGUUACUGCUCCUAAUAUGUAAAAAAUAAAAAUAUAAACAAACUAAAUAUUAUAUUUAAUUAGUUAAAGAAAAAUUAAUGGUGUUGACACACCUCCUAAAGCUGCAAAAGAUUUCGGCCCAACCGUUACUCCAAAUUUAUAAGGUGGUGCAACAUGGAAAGAACCUUUAACCUAAGUAAUUUUAACAAUUUGCACUGUUGGAAAAGAUGGAGUUAGUAUGUCUACAAGUUCUUAUUCUCUUUAUGGAACUUAUAUUGCCCCUACAAUUCCCACAUAGUCUACAAGUAGUGAAACUAUAACUAAUACUGUUGUAGAAACUGUUAGAUUAAAAAUAAAUAAAGCUAGCAAUUCUAUAAAUUUGAUAGUAGGAUUUACUUUUGUUUUGCUACUUAAUAUUUUAUAUUGAAAAAUAUUGAGUAAUUUAUCCAAAAA
Molecule: messenger RNA, 748 nt
Organism: Ichthyophthirius multifiliis
Lineage: Eukaryota; Ciliophora; Oligohymenophorea; Hymenostomatida
Exons: 3
Source: RefSeq, a predicted model, not a curated record